ACACUUAACGGCUAAGUUGUGCAGACAAAGCAGAGUCAAAACCCACAAAACUGUCAACACACCCUGAGCUUCCCAUUAAAGCCUGGCUUCUCUUUUUCUACUUCAGCCUCAGAUAAUAAUUCACACUAUAACCAAUAACUUGUUGCACUUUUUUUUUUUAAUCUUUUAGCUGCAGCUUUUCUCGUCCAGAUGCAGGCAGUGAUAUGACAUCUUCAGAGGGAGGAGAAAUGAAAGAGGGCACGUAGGAGUGAGAGAGGAAGAGAAAUGAACAGGAUAUAGGUGUGCACUGCAUGAGUGAGUGUGUAGAUUUCACAUGUGCAGUUUGGUCUUGAUCUUUGGUUGGAGCUUGCAGUGACUUUACUCAGAGGCACGAAGCUAGAAUCAUUCGUGCUACACUGACAGAGAGAGAGAGAGAGAGAGAGAGACAAGAAAAAGGAAGAACAGGGCUGCGUAAAACCUUCCGGCCCAGAUUCACCCAAGAUUACCUCAGCAGAACACCAAACACAAGAAAACAAGAAAAACGAUGAAUUUCUACAGCCAACUGCUCUCCUUUAAUAUAUAGCCAGGCUUUGGAGGUUUCUAUCACAUUCUCAAACCUCAAAAGUGGAUCUCCAAAGACAUUAUCAGCUCACCUGAGCACAUUUUUUUGCACAAAGACUGAUAUCUCUGACUUUUCAGCCAGAAGUAUGAACAUCAUGAGGUUCGUUUUUAGCAAUUUGCUGCUGUAUUUUGCUCUUGGAGCUUGUUUCAAGUUCACUGAUGCACAAGUGACAACAGAGCCAGAUGCACAUAUCACCUCACCAUUCACGAAUGUCAACACUGUGGGGCAAAUGUUAAGUUCUGCAACUGUGGGGGGAAUGUUAAGUUCGGAAAGCACCAUUGCUGGAAUUGUCACUGAACUUGUGACAGAACCAGGUCUGGCUCAUCCAAAAACCACACCUGAUCAUCAAAUGAGCACCAUGCCUGAAGAACCAACAACUGUGAAUCAUGUGCCACUCAGUACUCAGACUGAAUUUGCUCCUGAAAUAACAACACCGGCUGAAGUAGAGCAGACCACAAUGAUCACCACUAAUGCGCCUAUGUGGAUUGUGCCAACAACAGUAGCUGAACAAAUAACUACAGAUGCCCCAAGCACACAUCAAGAUGUAACGACUGUUGGCUUUACUUCUGAGUUGACCAUUCCUACAGAACAUCCUACAGAUGAAAUCACCACAGCAGCUGUUCAAGUGGCUACUGAUUCAACAGCCCUCGAUCCCACAUCCAUCACGUCUCAACCACCUGCAGGCUGGACUGCGCCUCUGCCCGACCUCGGGGAGACCAGCACAAUAACCUCCACUGCAACUCUAACAUCAUCUUCAGAGUCUGAAGUCACUUCUGAAGGGCGCUUAGACUUGAGGUUUGAUGACGAAUCAGUCUCCACCCAAUUUACCACUGUCCCCGGUGUAAUUUUCGAGGGUAGUACUGGUCCCAUUGAAACAAAAUGGAUAUUAAUAAUCAUAGUGUGUGUGAUCAUCAUUUGUGCACUAUGUGUUGGCAUGAUUCUGCUCGUCCAACGGCGAAAGAAAAAAGCCUCACAGACAUUUGGCCCCGUGUUCGUGAACGGACAAAGUAAACGGCCCAAGAAGAAAAAAGGGGCGGGGGAUGAUGCAUGGGCGGGGCCUGUGAAUAUGGAGGAGGGGCUUGAAUGUGACCCUGAAGUACAGGAUGGUCUUCUGCCUGAUGAUGGGAAAAAGGAUGGAGACGAAAUGGUGCUCAGCACAUUCGCCGCCCUGGACGAAGGUGACAUGUCUAAUGGUGGAGUGGGUGGGGAAGGUACUAAAGAGGCUAAGAAAUGGGAGCAGCAGGAACCUCUGCUUUAUAUUGAUGAGGAUGCGGACGGAAAAACACUGGCAGAGAACAAGACACAAGAAGGAGAUGAAAAAAGUAAGGAGAAGGAGUUGAAUGGAGGAGAAACGUUCUGUCUCACCACAGCCGUCUAAAAGACUUGUUCAAUGAAUGGAUGUUAAGGAUUUUAUAAGAAUGAGCAUUUUGAUUACAUUUGAUCAUGUGCACCCUUGUGAAAAAAGUGCACUUUAGUAUACUUUUAUAAAGUGUACUUAUUGCAUACUUAAAAAGAACACAAUUAAGUGUGAAUUAAAUGUAAUGUUUUCAGCCGCUUAAGUGCAUUCUAUUUGUAAUUAAUUUCAAAUGUAUCACAGAUUAAGUUCAUAUUAAAUGCAAUAAGUUGAACUUUUGAGUGAUUUUUUUUGAACAACUUAAGUGGUACUUUAAUACAACUUUAUGAUAACCUUCAUAAUUACGUCUAGUAUGUUUAAAAUAUAGUUGAAGUGCACUGCUUAAUGUACUGACAAGCAAUUAAUGUGAAAUAAAAUAUAUUUUAAUAUCAGUUAUUAAUACACUUAAGUGUGAAUUAAAUGCAAUGUUUUCAGCC
Molecule: messenger RNA, 2431 nt
Organism: Megalobrama amblycephala (Wuchang bream)
Lineage: Eukaryota; Metazoa; Chordata; Actinopteri; Cypriniformes; Xenocyprididae
Product: hyphal wall protein 1
Exons: 2
Coding region: 687-1979 (430 amino acids)
Source: RefSeq, a predicted model, not a curated record